Mus caroli (Ryukyu mouse) is the source of this 1459-nucleotide messenger RNA. Its product is annotated as C-C chemokine receptor 1-like protein 1. Gene Ontology annotation, cellular component: external side of plasma membrane; cytoplasm; membrane. Lineage: Eukaryota; Metazoa; Chordata; Mammalia; Rodentia; Muridae. The record is from RefSeq and is a predicted model, not a curated record. Gene Ontology annotation, biological process: immune response; cell chemotaxis; positive regulation of cytosolic calcium ion concentration. Gene Ontology annotation, molecular function: chemokine (C-C motif) ligand 5 binding; C-C chemokine receptor activity; chemokine (C-C motif) ligand 7 binding.
AUGGAGAUUCCAGCUGUCACAGAGCCCUCCUACAACACAGUUGCCAAGAAUGACUUCAUGUCUGGAUUCUUAUGCUUCAGCAUAAAUGUGAGGGCAUUUGGAAUCACAGUGCUGACUCCCCUGUACUGCCUGGUUUUCAUCAUUGGCGUGAUAGGCAAUGUCUUGGUGGUUCUGGUGCUCAUACAACACAAGAGGCUUCGAAACAUGACCAGCAUCUACCUGUUCAACCUGGCUAUCUCUGAUCUGGUCUUCCUCUCUACAUUACCUUUCUGGGUUGACUAUAUCAUGAAAGGAGACUGGAUUUUUGGUAACGCCAUGUGUAAGUUUGUGUCUGGAUUUUAUUACCUGGGCUUGUAUAGUGACAUGUUUUUCAUCACCCUGCUUACGAUUAAUAGAUACCUAGCUGUUGUCCAUGUUGUGUUUUCUCUGAGAGCCCGGACUGUCACUUUUGGCAUCAUCAGUAGCAUCAUUACCUGGGUCCUGGCUGCCUUGGUUUCUAUUCCUUGUCUCUAUGUUUUCAAAUCCCAGAUGGAGUUCACUUACCAUACCUGCAGAGCAAUUUUGCCCAGGAAGAGCCUGAUACGUUUUUUAAGGUUUCAGGCUCUAACAAUGAACAUCCUUGGGCUAAUUUUGCCUCUGUUGGCCAUGAUUAUCUGCUACACACGGAUCAUCAAUGUUUUACACAGAAGACCCAAUAAGAAGAAGGCCAAAGCCAUGCGCCUGAUUUUUGUUAUUACGCUUCUCUUCUUCCUCCUCUUGACCCCUUAUUAUCUGGCUGCCUUUGUUUCUGCUUUUGAAGACGUCCUAUUCACCCCUAGUUGUUUGAGAAGCCAACAGGUGGACCUGUCCUUGAUGAUAACUGAAGCACUUGCCUACACCCACUGCUGUGUCAACCCAGUCAUUUAUGUCUUUGUGGGUGAACGGUUCCGGAAGUACCUCUGGCAGUUGUUUCGGAGGCAUACAGCUGUAUCCCUGCCACAAUGGCUGCCCUUCCUCUCGGUGGACAGAGCACAGAGGGCCAGUGCCACGCCUCCAUCCACAGCGGAAAUUGAGGCCUCUGCCGACUUAUAAUUCAGACCCUGGAGACCAACAAAGGCCCAGAAGGGUGAAAAGACAAUGUGCCUCUCCAAGACAGAUAUGGAGGAUUCAUUGUCUUGUAAAACAGAGGAACCUUGCAGGUAGCUUAGAUAGAAUGUUUGCCGCGAUCUUCUUCCUGUCAGAAAGGGGAUGUAUGACCAAAUUGAUACAUUCCAGAGACUGGGACAAUAGGUUCCAGGGAAGGGCUUAGACCCAACAAGAAGUAGGGUUUGUGCACUGGCACUCCCACUCCCAGUGAUUGUGGAACCAGUUGAGUACACAAUUGAGUACUGAACUUGGAAUUCAAUGGAAUUCACAGAUGCCUCCUCUACCUCUUGAAAUCUCUGGGACUCAAGGUUAAAGUAUUUGAAACAUAUUGAGG